Messenger RNA from Symbiodinium natans, 816 nucleotides. NCBI's taxonomy places the organism in Eukaryota, Dinophyceae, Suessiales, Symbiodiniaceae. The record is from the annotation of a GenBank genome assembly.
GCCGUCGCAGUCAGCUUUGGUGGGGACAUCAGUGGGCGCGAGGGAAGGCGGGGCCAGCAUGGCCAACGCGACCAGCAGGCGGUGAAGGCUAGGAACGAGGCCAUUCACUCUGGUGUCGUUGCUGUCGCAGCCACUCCUGCAGUGGCCUCGAGCCCUGCAGAUGCUGACGAGGAGCUGAGGGCUCCAGCACCAGCACCUCCAGCGACACUCGUCUCUGCCAACACGCUAACACCACCACCGGGUGUCGACCUGCUUGCAUUUUCAGGGAGCCAUCUAGGAGGCUUUGAGGGCUUCGUGCCCGCGCCCGUGCCGCUACAAGCCUCGUCCAUCGCAAAGGCAGCCGUGCCACCCGCUGAGUCACCCGAGCCAAAACACAAGAACGCAAGACACGCAAAGAAGCAAGUGCAGCACCGUAUCUCCUCCUCGACAUUAGCCAUGCUGUUGGUGGGCAGCGGUUGUUUGGGCUUCCUGGUCGUCUCGCGCCAAGCGAAGGUCUUGCUAAACAAGCCUCGAGGCGACUUCCGGGAGGAGGUGGCGAAGGCCCUCAGCCGUUCCAGCCAGGCUCGCUCCAGCCAGGACAUCCCAAGGGAAGAGCUCCUGGAAGCUCACGAGGAGGCGUCACGGAGACAUGGCCAUCGUCCACUCGCUCAGGCGACGGCGAAGGCAGCCCCUGGAGCCUCAGAGCCGCCCCUCCCUGAGAGCGUUGAGAUCCCUGAACAACUCGAGCAGCUCGAGCAGCUCGAGCAUCUCGAGGGUGCUGAGGCAGAUGCGGCAGGUGGCGGCACUCGCAGCCGCAAGGCUUCAACGACUGCCUAA